CUUCAGUCCAAUCUGCGACCUGGGGGCUUACUCUUCAAGCUAAUUUUAAUUCCAAUCCAAAACCAAUGCGAUUCCAAUGUCAAUUUUGCAGUCACGUGAUCCGGUACUCUUGAAUACAAUAUUGUCAGCAUUGGAUUGAAAUCGGGAUUGCCCCGAUAUUGUUUUGUUAGAAGUGAAGUUAGCUACGUUGCGGGCCGCUCGAGUGUUGUUCAAGUCUUGACGAUUAACCGGUAAUAGGUCUUUAAAAUGCUAUAUCUUUUUAAUAACAAAACUGAUUUAUAAUAUGUGAUAUAAAUAAUUGUUAAUUUAAAUAAUUUUAAUGUUUCCAAUGCAUUGGGUGUAAAAAAAAAUUAAAAUUAUUAAAUCAACCACGGCUUUGGCUGUAUGCGGAAGAAUCGUUGCCUACACUGUUUAAAAAAUGUCAAGUGGCGCGUAAAGUUACCAAAUUUUAAUUUGAUGUGGUUCUGAGAGUGGAGUGCGAGUUAGUUGGAACAUUAAAAUUGCAUUAAGUUCCUUUUAUUAUUAAAAUAAUUUGUGUCCGUUAAGUUACUUAAAUAGAUAAAAGUAAAGUUUUAAAGAAGUGGUAAGUAAACAUACAAUUUUACUGUAUUGCUGUAUAGAUAAACGUUUUUAAUGAUUCAUCAGUAAAAUAUUGUAAUUAUUACCUGUUACAUGGUUAAUAAAAGUAUUCCAAUUUAUUGCUAAAAUGACGAAUCGACCAACGUAUUCUCAAAUAGAAUGUUUGGUGGAAUUCCUGGAGCAAAAUCCAGGCAUAGCCAAAGGCUUGCUUCGGACCAGUCAAGCCAAAUUGGAAACGAAGCGAAAAUGGGCAAGCUUGGCAACCUCCUUGAAUUCUAUUGGAGGUGCUAAUAAAGAUGGUCAAGGCUGGGCUAAAUAUUGGGCUGAGAAGAAAUGUGGUUUGAAGAAACAGUGCGCACAACUCUCAUCUUCAAUGAGGCGCACUGGUGGUGGGACAGCAGACAACUUGCCAACAUUGUCUGCUCUAGAUAAAAGGUUGGUGGCAGUGAUGGGUGGACAAGAGUUUGCGACUGGCAACUCAAGCUUGGCAGUCAAUCCAUUUCCUGAAUUGCCGAGAUCUGUUGGUACAGAACCACAGGUUGUUGAAGAAGAGGUAAGCCACCAUGACGUCAUGGAAAUGCAGUUCGAGCAACCGGUGCAUGUUUCCCCUAUACUUGGCACAUCACAUAGUGAAAUAAUACCAGAAACCAUAAUACCUGUGACCACGCCACUACAGACUACGCCUCUGUUGAGUAACAAUCCUCCACGACGGCGACGCCGGUCUUUAACUCAGAGGCAGGAUACAGUGACGAUGGAACGGUUUGCCAUGAUGGAAGAGCGACGGAUUGAAGCCGAAACGACAACAGCCCAAGCAUUAGUUCAACUGUCACAACAAAUUGGCAAUAUUGCAAGGGCUUUAACAUCUAUAGCUACAGCAAUUUCAGACGUAGCCAGAAAAAUGCCAGAACCUUAAGAAAGGCAUCUUAACAAUUUUUUUUUCAGCAAAGACCUCCCUUAGAUUUUUUUUUAUGUAUUAAACCGUAAAAAUACUAGUUAAACAUCCUAGUUAAAUGAAGAUUCCCAAUAUGUUCGUAAUCAAGCAAAAUGUUCAUAAAAAAUAAACAAAAAGUUCUUCCUAAAACGCUGUCAGCUGUUGUCUCUAAAAUAAAUGUAUAAGGUAUAGAUUAGGUUAUAGUAGGUAAUUAAAAGAUUUAUUUUAUU
This is a messenger RNA of Trichoplusia ni (cabbage looper), 1740 nucleotides long. RefSeq lists its product as uncharacterized. The coding region runs from base 707 to 1492 and encodes 261 amino acids. Lineage: Eukaryota; Metazoa; Arthropoda; Insecta; Lepidoptera; Noctuidae. The record is from RefSeq and is a predicted model, not a curated record. The transcript is spliced from 4 exons.